AUGUCUGGUCUAAUGAGCAAGCGCCAGCAGGCGCGGAAUGAAAAGGCUCUGCAAGAUCUCGUGCAGAAUGUUCCGGGAAAUAAUAUGUGCGCAGACUGCCAUGCGCGUAAUCCAGCAUGGGCAUCAUGGAGUCUGGGCGUUUUCUUAUGCAUGAGAUGUGCUGCAAUCCACCGAAAGCUUGGUACUCACAUUUCCAAAGUCAAGUCCUUGAGUAUGGACAGCUGGACCAACGAGCAAGUCGAUAACAUGAGGAAGGUUGGAAAUAUCACAUCGAAUAACUUAUACAACCCCGAACAUGGCAAACCGCCUGUGCCCGUUGACGUUGACGAAGCCGAUUCCGCGAUGGAACGAUUCAUUCGACAGAAGUAUAUGAACAAUACUGUUAAAGGAACGGGAAAAUCCAAGCCUCCGCAUAUGGGCGAGGGAACACCUCCACCGUUGCCGCCUAAGAACUCAAAGUUCGGAUUCCGAUCUGCCUCAUCCAUCUUUCCCCUGUCCUCCAAAUCGAAGAAGGAUGCCAAAACAAUAGCGGUUGCUCAAGCUAGUCGCACCGAAUCUCCAAGACCGCCCAACAAGCCGUCAAAGGUUUUCGGCGCAACACUGGAUCUCGACCAACCUGAUGAGCUGGACCAGAAGAUGGCCAGGCUACAAGACAUGGGUUUUCAGGAUGCUAAGAGGAAUGCCUUGGUGCUGAAAGGUGUGAAUGGCAACCUUGAAAGGGCGAUUGAAACUCUUGUCCGACUGGGCGAGGGAAGUGGCCGUCCCUCUCCUCUUCCUACACCUUCACCUCGAGAACAGACUCUGCGUACAUCAAGGUCCUUGACACCUCUUACACCGAAUUCUGGAGGGCUAGGGCUCGGCGCAGGCCUCAGCGUACCUUCUCGUUCAGCCACAGACCGUCCGACUACUCCAUCGAGUGCUUCAACAAACCCGUUUGAUAACCUAGGCACAGCUCCACCGCAGACAGCUCAAUCGACAGGAAGUCUUCAAAACCGGAACCCAUACGGCCAGACGAAUCCAUUUGGUGCACCUGUCGCCCAGGAGCAACAGCCGACCGAUGCCUUUAGCCAGGCAUUUCAAAAUAUGUCACUCUCCCCACAGCAGCCUUUGUUUCCUCACCAUACUGGAGGACCGGCCCCGCAACCUGUCCAGCAGCUUGCCGGAUACCAGCAAGUGGCCCCUUCGGCACCUACGACUCCUGGCGGUUUCUCUAGCUUGGGUUUCAACAACAACAACAUGACAUACCCUCAGCCACUUCAAGCGCAGUCGACAGGAUACAACCCUUUCUUCACGAACCAGACUGCUGUAGUGCACCAGCAGCCUCAACAGUCAAAUAAUCCUUUCCCCCAAGUCAACACCAACCAAGCGUCCGCAGGAUACAAUCCAUUUACCCGAUCUCCAACUCGGAUAGCAUCGCCCAGUCUUGGCCAGAUCCCAGAGCAAACACAGAGCUCUUUCCAGAACCCGGCCGUAUAUCAGGCCUCUGCGGUAUAUCAAAGUUCUGCUGUAUAUCAGAGCCCGGUACCUCUGAGUCCCCCUGAAACUACUACAAACCCUUUCUUCGCGAAUGCUGGCCAGCCCACAGUGCAGGCAGCACAGCAAGUCUUUGGUCAGCAGCCUGCUAUGCAGCCGAUGCAGAAUCAGGCCCAAGCGAGCAACAAUCCAUUUGCCCAUCAACAGACUGGGCAGCAGUUCUAUGGGCAACAGCAGAUGCCACACAUGCAACAGCAACAGCAACAGCAGUUCUACCAGCCCCAGAGACCCGACAACGCCUCGAUCAUGGCGCUCUUCAACAAUUACCCGCAAGCGACUCCCCAGCAAGCAAGCGUCGAUUCAACACAGUCUUACCAGACAGCACAAGCCCAUCAGCCACAACAGCCAACCAUACCCGAGAACCAACCAAUGGCUCCCGUGCAGCAGAACCAAAAUGUCCCCCCACCAAUGUCAUCUGGAACAAAUCCGUUCAUGACAAACAUAUCUGCUGCCAACUCCAUCGCGAGCCCAAACGCCACGACUACUUCAGACCCUUUUGCUGCCCGGAGCCGAGAGAGUAUGAAUCUUGGUAUGGACCUCGCAUGGACAAAUGGCCGACACAGCCCGGAUGCAUUUGCAAGCCUCAGUGCCCGUCACGGAUAA
Fusarium poae is the source of this 2136-nucleotide messenger RNA. RefSeq lists its product as uncharacterized. The coding region runs from base 1 to 2136 and encodes 711 amino acids. NCBI's taxonomy places the organism in Eukaryota, Fungi, Ascomycota, Sordariomycetes, Hypocreales, Nectriaceae. The transcript is spliced from 4 exons. Gene Ontology annotation, biological process: intra-Golgi vesicle-mediated transport; endoplasmic reticulum to Golgi vesicle-mediated transport; endocytosis. Gene Ontology annotation, cellular component: Golgi apparatus. The record is from RefSeq and is a predicted model, not a curated record. Gene Ontology annotation, molecular function: protein binding; GTPase activator activity.